This is a messenger RNA of Myotis myotis, 1860 nucleotides long. It is a transcript of the gene LIN37, whose product is annotated as lin-37 DREAM MuvB core complex component. Gene Ontology annotation, biological process: negative regulation of transcription by RNA polymerase II. Gene Ontology annotation, cellular component: transcription repressor complex; Myb complex. The record is from RefSeq and is a predicted model, not a curated record. The coding region runs from base 972 to 1817 and encodes 281 amino acids. The transcript is spliced from 9 exons. NCBI's taxonomy places the organism in Eukaryota, Metazoa, Chordata, Mammalia, Chiroptera, Vespertilionidae.
AACCAAGGUACAUGCCCUUGACCGGAAUCGAACCUGGGACCCUUCAGUCUGCAGGCCGACACUCUAUCCACUGAGCCAAGCCGGCCAGAUGUGCAUCUUUUCACUGAAUACUACUCAUAACCCUCUGAAAUAGGAACUAUCCUGCUCCAGAAACCUAUUUUACAGAUGCAGAACCAGGAAGGGAAUAUUCUAUUACUAGUGGCUGCUAUCCUGUACUGGUAUUAUGUGAGUUUGAAAACAUUACUUUUCCUUUUGGCCUUAGUAUUCUCAUCUAAAGUGUGGACCACAAUGCUACCUCUUGGAAUUAAUCUGGGUCAAGGCAUAUGUAGUAAAAUGAAGUUCUCCAUUUUCUGAAGGAGAUGUCUGGCUUAUUAGAGAAAGCUUCCUUAACCAACCUAUUUAAAAUUUCAGUGUUUUACUUGUUUAUUGUGUGCCCCCAUCCUCAAAAUAUAAGCUCUAUUAGGACACAUACUUUUGUUUGUUUUGUACUCUGCUUGUCCCCAGUGCCUAGAAGAGUGACUCACACAGUAAUAAUAUUUGAAUAAAGUGAAUGCUAAGUGAAUAAAGUUGUGCCUGAAAAGAGAUUAAUAGGUAGCUGGCACUAGUGAGUACUCAGAGGGAAAAAGCCUAACUCCAGACUGUCUUCCAAUUAGGGGCAAGAAGGACACGGUUAAAUAAUUACUGUUAAUACCUAAAUGGCUUUUAUUAAAAGCUACUAACACUAUAAGUUCCAAAAAACCUCGCGAUGCCCUGGUCCUUUAUCUCCCACCGUGCCUCGCGCGGCGCAGGCGCUGUUACUACGGCUGAGUCUCGGGAGCCAGAACUACACCUCCCAGAAAGCGUGCCGGGAUGUCGUUGGUUUGUUUCCGGAAAUGGGUCCCUAGCAAGGUGGGACUUAGAGCUGAGAGCUGUCAAUUGGUCAAGGUACGAGAUCGACGGUUAUACUGACUAAUGGGAACAAGCGACUGCCGAUGGGGCCCCACCAAAGGGGAGCAAGAGGUGCUGGCGGCGGCGGCUGUCGUAGACCGACGCUGCUCAGGGCAGAAGACCGCCCGCGUACGAAGCUUAUCUUUGACGGUCUCCGUCUGCCUCUGCCCUUGACUUGUGACGCUAGGCCCUUUUGGGCUCCUCUGACCCAACUAGCCAGACUCCAGACCCAAACCAUGUUCCCGGUGAAGGUGAAAGUGGAGAAAUCAGGAAGUCCCAGGGCUGGCCAAAGCAUAUCCCCAAGUGUCCUUCCAGGCUCUGAGCACUGUGCCAAAGCACCUACUAGCUGGAAGAGGAGAGCAAACACCUCACAGGAGUUGGAGAUGGCCAAGGCCCGGAACCAACUGGAUGCCGUUCUACAGUGUCUGCUGGAGAAGAGUCACAUGGACAGGGAGCGUCUGGAUGAGGAAGCCAGGAAGACACCCUCAGACACACACAGCAAGGAUUGCUCCAUUGUGGCCACUGGCAAACGCGGAGGAAGAAGAGAAGGGAGAUGGAUGAUGGGCUGGCCGAAGGAGGGCCACAACGAUCUAGGUUCAGAGGUCACCACCAGCAAGAGUCGUGAUGUGUACAAGUUGCCUCCUCCCACAGCCCCUGGGCCCCCUGGAGAUGCCUGCAGAUCCCGAAUUCCAUCCCCACUGCAGCCUGAGACACAGGGUACCCCUGAGGAUGAGCCCUCUGAGCCCUCACCCUCACCUUCCACACUCAUCUACCGCAACAUGCAGCGCUGGAAACGCAUCCGCCAGAGGUGGAAGGAGGCAUCUCAUCGGAACCAGCUUCGUUACUCAGAAAGCAUGAAGAUCCUACGGGAGAUGUAUGAGCGACAGUGAUGUUCCCCUGACCUCAAUAAACAUUUCCCCUCUUUACACUGGC